This is a messenger RNA of Arabidopsis arenosa, 625 nucleotides long. The record is from the annotation of a GenBank genome assembly. NCBI's taxonomy places the organism in Eukaryota, Viridiplantae, Streptophyta, Magnoliopsida, Brassicales, Brassicaceae.
CCGUUGUGAUUCUUCACUGGUUUUACGUUAUCUCUUAAAACAUUUUUUUUUUUGGUAACAUUUUCUCGAACAAAACAUGGCAAACGCAGAGAGGACAAGUUCAGGUUCCGACAUAGAUGAGAAGAAAAGAAAACGCAAAUUAUCUAACCGCGAAUCAGCUAGGAGGUCGCGUUUGAAGAAACAGAAGUUAAUGGAAGACACGAUUCAUGAGAUCUCGAGUCUUGAACGACGAAUCAAAGAGAACAGCGAGAGAUGUCGGGUUGUGAAACAGAGGCUUGACUCGGUCGAAUCGGAGAACGCGGUUCUUAAGUCGGAGAAGAUUUGGCUUUCGAGUUACGUUAGCGAUUUGGAGAAUAUGAUUGCUACGACGAGUUUAACGCUGACGCAUAAUGAUGGUGGUGGUGGCGAUUGCGGUGAUGAUCAGAACGCAAACGCGGAAAUAGCGGUUGGAGAUUGUAGACGUAGACCGUGGAAAUCGAGUUGUGAUUCUCUACAACCAAUCGCGUCCUUUAAGACAUGAGAUUUGUGCAUUAGUGUGUUGUUUUUACUGUCGUAAUUUUUCUAGUUUGUAAUCUUUUAUAUUGAAUUGUUUCUUCUCACUACAUUCUCUGUUACAAUUGCUUUU